Pestalotiopsis fici W106-1 is the source of this 459-nucleotide messenger RNA. RefSeq lists its product as uncharacterized. NCBI's taxonomy places the organism in Eukaryota, Fungi, Ascomycota, Sordariomycetes, Amphisphaeriales, Sporocadaceae. The coding region runs from base 1 to 459 and encodes 152 amino acids. The transcript has 2 exons. The record is from RefSeq and is a predicted model, not a curated record.
AUGGCACCACGUCAACGUCGCCGCCGGUGCCAUCACCAUCAUCGUGUCCGCGCGGCUCCGCCGCCAUGGGCCUAUCUCCAAUCACCUUACGGCGCCUUUAGCUGGCAGAGAUCGGGUCCUGGCCCGGCGCCCGACGGCAGUUUCACCAACAUGGCCUGGGAGCACGGCUUUGGAUUUCCCCGAGGUUAUCAACAGCAGCAGCAGCAGCAGCAGCAGCCACCGCUGCAGCCGGUACAAGCUCAUCAGACUGAUGGGCAUGUCACGGUAGCGACGGCGGCAGUGCCACAACAACCGCAACCUGUAGCGGUGGCUACUGCUGCUGCGGCAGCGACUGCCUCUGCGCCGGUUGCAGCAACGACAACGUGUGACAUGUCAGAAUACGGCGGCCCAGAGGAAUUGUUGUGGUGGUGGGCCUCGAAGUUGUUGUCAUCGCUGUUGAGUUUCGCCGUGUGGCAGUAA